This is a messenger RNA of Spodoptera littoralis (African cotton leafworm), 1503 nucleotides long. The record is from the annotation of a GenBank genome assembly. Lineage: Eukaryota; Metazoa; Arthropoda; Insecta; Lepidoptera; Noctuidae.
AUGUACUAUAUCUUUGUAUUACCUCUCUGUAUCAUAUCGUUAUGGUUGUACUCAAAAUGGCUGUCUAUGAAGAACUAUUGGAAGAAGCUCGGAGUGCCACACGAACCAAUUCAUCCACUAUUUGGAAGUAUGUCGUUUUUGCAGAAGAAAAAUCCGGGUACAUGGAUGAUGGAACUCUACCAGAAACACAGGUCGUCUCCAUACGUAGGCAUCUGGAUAUUCUGGCGCCGUGGCCUAGUCAUCAAUGAUCCUGACCUGUCACGCAAGAUCCUCGUGAAGGAUGCUGAUAUCUUCAGGAACAGAAUGCUGGCUUCUGGCAAGUCCGACCCGAUGGGUGCCCUCAAUUUGUUUACUGUUGAUGAUCCAUUAUGGACAUCGCUCCGCAGACGCCUAACGUCGGUGUUCACUGGUUCCAAGCUCCGAGGUUGGCAGGAGCUGUACCAGUCUAAGGUGGAAGAUUUGAUCUACAGGAUCAACUCAGACAAUGAAAAGGGGAUCAUCAAUGAAUUGAGGCCCUUAUUCGCUGAUUACGCGACAGACAUCAUCGGUGAAUCAUCAUUUGGUAUCCAGUGCCAAUCCACGAGGAACUCCACUGGCCCACUGCGGUUGAUGACCAAGGAGUUCGAGAAGUACAGCCAGUGGAGAGGCAUGGCUUGGUCUUCCAUAUUCUUUCUACCAGAAAUGGUUGAUAUAUUAAGGUUUUCAUUCUGGCCAAAGAAUACAGUAUCAUACUUUAGAAAGGUCUUCAAAGCAAUGGUGGAGGAAAGGGGAGGGUUUGAGAAGGACAUAGAUGGGAAGAGGGACUUGCUGGAUGCGCUGCUGAAGUUGAAGAUAGACGCUAAGAAGGAAAAUCAAGAUAUGGACUUGGACAUUUUGAUUUCAAACGCAAUGAUCUUCCUUCAAGGAGGGUACGACACCUCCUCCACAGCCCUCACAUACACAGUCUAUGAACUUGCCUACCACCCUAAAUACCAGAAAAUAUUAUAUGACGAGCUAGUGGAAGCGGAGAAGGCACUGAACGGGAAACCAUUUGACGCGGAGAGUCUCGCUAAGCUGCCGUACUUGGAGGCUGUCAUCAAAGAAUCCCUGCGAAAAUACCCCAUUAUGGGAUGGUUGGACCGCAAAGCUUUAAGAGACUACCAGGUCGACGAGAACCUGACCAUACCAGCCAACACAGUGGUCUACGUCAACGCCAUCGGCCUGCACUAUGACCCCAAGUACUUCCCCAACCCUGAGGAGUUCAGACCUGAUCGAUUUUUGCCUGAAAAUGCGAAUAAUAUCGUACCUUAUUCUUACAUACCUUUCGGAGAAGGACCGAGAAUGUGCAUUGGUAAACGCAUAGGAAUGAACACAGUAAGGUACGCGUUAGCGGCUGUGGUACUCAACUUUGAAAUCCUUCCAUUGGACCAGUUCCCGCUGCCCAACGACAUCCCGAUAGAGAAGAAAGGACUGUUCUAUCAUCCUGCUAUACCACUCUCUGUAGAAUUUAAAAGAAGGAAAUAA